AUGAAUUCUGAGCUUUCGUUGGAAACUGAUUCAGAGCGAUCCGAAAAAGGGCCUCAUGGCGAAAAAAAGGAAGUCAUUGCUACCAGUUCGUUCAACAGCGAAAACGUCGUGCAACAUCAAAUUCAGCUCAACAGUUCUCUCGUCAAUGCCAACACCGACAGUGCCGUGGAUUUGCAUAGAAUCCUGACGCAGAACAAACAAGGUGUAGAAAAGAUCUUGUCCCGCUACGAGUCCAAUACUCACGGUUUAGGUCCAGUGGAAUCAGGAAUCGAUCUUGAAAAAGUAGAAACGACCCCAGCUCCCAACUCGUCCUUUAAUGCUAACGACAAAUGGAAAUACCCGGUAGACGAGGACAGCAAACUCCGGAUUGUGGAUUUCGUGGAAGACGACCGGGACGACCCACGUAACUGGACCAAGGCCUACAAGUGGAAGUACACGGUUCUACUUGGCGCUGUAUGCUUUGACGUUGCCAUGAUGUCUGCGGUCAUUACAGGCGACUUGGAAGCGCCCAAAUACGAGCUGAACUGCUCCACCGAAGUUAUGUGUCUUUGUGUGUCGCUGAUGGUGUGGGGGUUCGGUCUGGGACCCUUACUAUUUGCACCGCUCUCGGAAGAAUUUGGACGUAACCCAGUUUACCAAGUGACUCUGUUUAUCGCUGUUGUUUUUAUCGUGCCUUGCGGAGCAGCAAAAAACAUUGGCACACUUUUAGCAUUCAGAUUUUUGGACGGACUUGCAUUCAGUGCGCCCAUGUGUUUGAUCGGCGGUUCUUUAAGUGAUAUGUGGAGAAGCACCGAGCGAGGCGUAGCUAUGUCUAUUUUCUCUGCCGCUCCCUUCUUGGGCCCUGUUAUGGGCCCCAUCGUAGGGUCCUUGUUAAGUGUAAAGUGCUCCUGGCGAUGGGUUUACUGGUUCAUGUUGAUCUUCAGCGCCUGCCUGUACGUGGUGGUAGUGAUGUUUUUGCCAGAAACUCAUCACCAGAAGAUUCUAAGAGCAAGAGCCAAGCAUCUCCGCAAAAUAACUAACGAUCCCACUUACAGGACCGUCAGCGAGAUCAAAAUCCGGACUUUGAAGGAAGUCACCUCUGAAACUCUUCUACGUCCAAUGGUGCUUCUUUUGGAGUUGAUCGUUUUCCUCAUUACCAUGUACAUGACCGUCAUUUACGGCCUCUUGUACAUGUUUUUCUUUGCCUUCCCCGUCGUGUUCUCCGAGGGUAAACACUUUGGCCCCAUCAAGACUAGUCUCAUGUUCAUUCCAGUAGGCGCCGGAGUUCUUCUUGCCACGGCAAUCUCACCUUUCCUCAACAAAGACUACGUGAAAAGAGCUCAGAAAUACCUUGACAGAGGAGAAAUCCCUCCCGCCGAACUCAGAUUGAUCCCCAUGAUGAUCGGAUGCUGGUUCGUUCCCAUCGGCCUCUUCUCCUUUGCCUGGUCCUCUUUCCCACGCAUCUCAUGGGCCGGUCCGUGCUUUAGUGGGUUUGCUUGUGGAUUCGGGUUCUUGAUGCUCUACAACCCAGCUAACAAUUACAUUGUCGACUCUUACCAGCACUAUGCGGCAUCUGGUCUUGCAGCCAAGACUUUUGUUAGAUCCAUGUGGGGUGGUUCAGUGGCACUAUUCACGAUCCAGAUGUAUCACAGACUAGACUACCAAUGGGCCACUACUCUAAUGGCCUUUAUUGCACUAGCAUGCUGCGCUAUUCCAUAUUUGUUCUACUUUUUCGGGGCUAGAAUCAGGCAGAAAUCCAAGUACGCCUACUCACCCGUAUUACACAGUGGCAAGACUGAUGCAGAAGCCGACCCUAAGUAG
This is a messenger RNA of Lachancea lanzarotensis, 1800 nucleotides long. Its product is annotated as LALA0S07e01200g1_1. The transcript has a single exon. Gene Ontology annotation, biological process: transmembrane transport. Gene Ontology annotation, molecular function: transmembrane transporter activity. The record is from RefSeq and is a predicted model, not a curated record. The coding region runs from base 1 to 1800 and encodes 599 amino acids. Lineage: Eukaryota; Fungi; Ascomycota; Saccharomycetes; Saccharomycetales; Saccharomycetaceae.